Molecule: messenger RNA, 486 nt
Organism: Cryptomeria japonica (Japanese cedar)
Lineage: Eukaryota; Viridiplantae; Streptophyta; Pinopsida; Cupressales; Cupressaceae
Product: LOB domain-containing protein 24-like
Exons: 2
Coding region: 1-486 (161 amino acids)
Source: RefSeq, a predicted model, not a curated record
AUGGAGAAAAGAAAUAGAGAAUCCUGUGCGGCCUGUAGAUGGAAUCGCAAAAAAUGUUCAGAGGAAUGUGUUUUGGCUCCUCAUUUUCCUUGCGCUGAUCCAGAAAAGUUUGCAAUUGUUCAGAAAGUGUUUGGAACAAACUAUAUUCUCAAACUAGUUCAAGGUAUAGAGUCUGAGGUAAGAGCAAGUGCAGUAAAAAAUAUGGUGUACGAAGCAAGUGUUAGAGUGAAGGACCCCAUCAAUGGAACUGCGAGUAUAGUCCAUGAACUAAUGGAGAAAAUAGGGAAGCUGGAAUCCCAGUUGGCAGAGAAGAAUGAAGAGCUCAUGAAUAUGCGUUCUCAAUAUGAUAAUCUUGUAUCCCUCCUGCACAUUGGAUCUCCUCAUGUUGAAGAAGAUGUAUAUCUCACUGAUAUAUAUACAUCACAACCAAUUGAAGAUAUCAUGCAUGACGAAGUGGAUCCAUUGCUCUUGUGGGAGCUGCCUUAA